Messenger RNA from Cornus florida, 2195 nucleotides. RefSeq names its product external alternative NAD(P)H-ubiquinone oxidoreductase B2, mitochondrial-like. The transcript is spliced from 11 exons. The coding region runs from base 180 to 1931 and encodes 583 amino acids. NCBI's taxonomy places the organism in Eukaryota, Viridiplantae, Streptophyta, Magnoliopsida, Cornales, Cornaceae. The record is from RefSeq and is a predicted model, not a curated record. Gene Ontology annotation, molecular function: NADH dehydrogenase activity; calcium ion binding.
CAGCACCCUCCCUCCCACCUCCCACCUUCUUGGGUCACUCUGGAAGGAAGUUCAAAGUCGUAUCACGGCUGCCUCCUCUCUCUCUCUCUCUCUCUCUCUACUUUCUCUCUCUAAAUUCGAGAGAAUAACCAUUCCUCCAAGUUUCUGGCUAGAUCUGAGCUCGCAAGGCUGACGCCACAAUGAGUCGUUUCUCUUUCUACCAGAGAUUUUCUCGAGCUUUCAACGGCCAUCCUUCUCUCGCUAAUAUUCUGGUUGUCUUCUCAAUUAGUGGUGGAGGCCUUGUGGCUUACUCCGAGUCAAAAUCAUAUGAUGGUGUCAACAUUGUUAAUCCAUCUGAGGUUGAUAGCAAGAAAAAGAGGGUGGUGGUACUUGGCACUGGAUGGGCUGGAACAAGUUUCUUGAAGAGCCUGAAGAAUUCCUCAUAUGAUGUCGAGGUGAUAUCUCCUCGUAAUUAUUUUGCUUUCACACCUUUGUUACCAAGUGUUACAUGUGGCACAGUGGAAGCUCGCAGCAUUGUCGAACCCAUUCGCAACAUUGUCAGAAAGAAAGAUCUAGAUAUUUGUUACUGGGAAGCUGAAUGUUUUAAGAUUGAUGCCAAAAAUAAGAAAGUUUACUGUCGAUCUAAUCAAGGAAACAAUUUGAAUGGGAACGAAGAAUUUGUUGUAGACUAUGAUUACCUUGUAAUAGCCAUGGGAGCUCGCUCUAAUACAUUCAACACUCCUGGUGUGGAGGAAAAUUGCCAUUUCUUGAAGGAAGUAGAAGAUGCUCAGAAGAUCCGUAGGACUGUUAUCGACUGCUUUGAGAGGGCCAGCCUGCCUAACCUAAGCGAUGAAGAGAGGAAAAAAAUUCUUCAGUUUGUUGUUGUUGGCGGAGGUCCUACUGGUGUGGAGUUUUCAGCGGAGCUUCAUGAUUUUGUCAAUGAAGAUUUAGUCAAGUUAUAUCCUAAGGUCAAGGAUUUAGUAAAAAUAACACUUCUCGAGGCAGGAGAUCAUAUAUUGAACAUGUUUGACAAAAGAAUCACAGCAUUUGCGGAAGAAAAAUUUCAAAGAGAAGGUAUUGAUGUGAAAUUGGGGUCAAUGGUUGUCAAGGUAUCUGACAAAGAAAUUUCUACUAAAGAGAGAGGAAAUGGGGAAAUUUCUUCUAUGCCAUAUGGAAUGGUUGUCUGGUCAACUGGUAUUGGGACUCGUCCUGUUGUAAUGGAUUUUAUGAAGCAGAUUGGUCAGACCAAUAGACGUGCAAUAGCAACCGAUGAAUGGCUUCGAGUUGAGGGGUGCGAUAGCAUAUAUGCUCUUGGAGAUUGUGCAACAAUUAAUCAGCGCAAAGUCAUGGAAGAUAUUUCGGCAAUAUUUAGUAAAGCAGACAAGGACAAAUCGGGAACACUUACAGUUAAAGAAUUUCAAGAAGUUGUAGAUGACAUCUGUGAAAGAUACCCUCAAUUGGAGCUCUAUUUGAAGAAUAAGCAGAUGGGCAGUAUUGUAGAUCUGUUGAAGGAUUCCAAAGGAGACGUUGCAAAAGAAUCCAUUGAGUUGAAUAUCGAAGAAUUCAAAAAAGCUCUUUCACAAGUGGAUUCUCAGAUGAAGAAUCUUCCAGCAACAGCACAGGUUGCAACUCAGCAAGGUUCCUACCUUGCUAAUUGUUUUAACCGUAUGGAGGAGUGUGAGAAAAAUCCCGAAGGUCCUCUUCGGUUCAGGGGAGAAGGUCGCCAUCGUUUUCGUCCCUUCAGGUACAAACAUUUUGGACAAUUUGCUCCAUUGGGAGGUGAGCAAACAGCGGCACAACUUCCUGGGGAUUGGGUUUCGAUUGGUCGCAGCUCUCAGUGGCUUUGGUAUUCUGUGUAUGCAAGCAAGCUUGUCAGCUGGCGCACAAGGACCUUGGUGGUAUCGGAUUGGACCAAGCGCUUUGUUUUUGGGAGGGACUCGAGUAGCAUUUGAGGCAUCCACUAACAGGUUCUGAAUUAGUUUGGGGUGCGUUUUUUUUAAAACUACGAUUCACCAGUUAAUAGCUGAGGCAAAUUUUGUUUUCCUAGUUGAUUACUGUAAUAAUUCUUUAAUAACUUCAAGAAAAUACGCAUUGCCUUGGACAUGUUACCGGAACUAAGGGGAUGAGCUGGUCCCAAUUUUUGUAGCUAAAUUCACUUUUAGACUAUGCUUGGGUUAUAAAUGUGAAGAUUGCAGAUGGUUUUUUCGAAUAAUAAA